GUUUCAGUUUGAACUUGACGACCAACACGACACAGCUCUGAAUAUGCGUUUCUACAUCUUGAUUGUGCUCCUUGCUUUGGUUGCUGUGGCAGCUGCUCAGGGCAGACGUCAGCAGAGAGGCGGUGCACGACAGAAUGGUCAGCAGCAGGGCAGGCCACAAGGCCGCAGGCCGCAGGGACCAGGACCACAGCAGGGAGGACGACCACAAUGGGGAGGUCUGCCACCAAAUGGCACGCUGCCCGACAAUGGCAACAGCACAACGACUGAAGCCACCAGCAGCACCACCACUGAGGGCAGCAGCAGCUCCACUGAGGGCAGCAGCAGCUCCACUGAGGGCAGCAGCAGCAGCAGCAGCAGCACUACUGAGGCUGCCUAGGAUGCCACUCCUAGGAGCCAAUCUAAAAUCCAUUUUUGGCCUGGCUCAAAAUCCCCCUCCAACAUGAUAUUAAUAAAAGUUUUUCC
Drosophila obscura is the source of this 462-nucleotide messenger RNA. RefSeq names its product trinucleotide repeat-containing gene 18 protein-like. The record is from RefSeq and is a predicted model, not a curated record. The transcript has a single exon. NCBI's taxonomy places the organism in Eukaryota, Metazoa, Arthropoda, Insecta, Diptera, Drosophilidae. Bases 44 to 376 code for a protein of 110 amino acids.